AUGGCCAAAUCUUAUGUCGAUUCGAUUAUUCAACCACAAAAAUAUCGUACAAAUAUAUACACACGUAUUUUUCCGUUACGUGUGAUGGCCGUUUUCAAAAAUUAAAAAAAAAAUAAAUCCGGUAGAGAUUUGUAUAGAAUAUUAUCCCUACGAGAGAGAAGCAGUUAACGAAUGGGCUAAACAUAGGAUUUGGACAAAACGAUUCGAUCCUCGGAAAACCCAUUCGUCAUUAUAUCCUCUCUCUCUUCAUAUUUUCCUGAUCGUCAUAAAAUGGCGACGGAAGGAGGAGUGCCGAAGAAGAAAAGCUUAUUCCUCCGUGACGUCAUCAAACUCUGCAGAUCAAUCGCGAGGCUAUGGCCUCACCACAGCAGACACCACAAGCUCUCUUCUUCUUCUCCUUCCUUCAACUUCGACCCAAAGGCGAAGCCCCGACCCGAAUCCAAACGAGACGCCAUUGAUCUUCUUCUUCCGGAAGCGAAGGCUGAUGUGAAGGAGGGAGGGGUGAGACUUUGUAGGGUUCGUAGCUAUCGAUACGAUGGUGCGGAUUUGGUGCGGGACAAGAAGCCGUCACUGUCGAGAAGUUGCAGCCAGAGUAGGGCCACGCCCUUGAGGCGAAACCUGUCAUCGUCAUCCUUCGCAAGGAGCAAGAGCAGUUGCAACAGCCGGAACCUGUCAUCGUCGUUCAGCUUUGGACCCUCCGUCGCAGCCUCAACCGUCCAGAGAACCUUCACCAACCCGAUAUUGUACUCGACCUCUGCUGCCACUGUGGCUAAGCCUCCUCCGACCAAGGAGGAACUCGUCUGCACGCUCGAGGAGCUCUGCAAAGGCUGCACCAAGAAGAUCAUGAUCAAGAGAGACGUCCUCAGCAGCUCGGGGGAGAUGAGCCAGGAGGAGGAGAUGGUGGAGAUAAAGGUGAAGCCAGGAUGGAAAGGAGGUACGAAGGUUACUUUCGAAGGAAAGGGAAAUGAAGCGAUGGGGAGCGUGGCGGCUGACCUGACAUUUGUGAUCGCCGAGAAAGAGCACAAGCUGUUCACAAGGGAAGGAGACGACCUCGAGAUGGAAGUAGCAAUCCCUCUCGUGGAAGCUUUGACUGGCUGUGAGAUCUCCGUCGCCUUACCUGAUGGGGACACCAUGAAUUUAAGAAUAGACGAUGUUAUUCACCAUGGGUACACCACCCUAAUCGAAGGCAAAGGGAUGCCGAGAUUAAAUGGAAAGGGGAAGAGAGGAGAUUUGAGGAUAAGGUUCCGGACAAAGUUCCCAGAAAGAUUUACAGAGGAUCAACGGGCAGAUAUCCGGAACAUUCUAGAAGGUUCCGCAUGACCGAUAUCUCUCUCUCAAUGCUUUCAAUUCCUCUUCUAGCAACAUGGUUUAGCUAAAACCUAAGAGGCUGUAUCAUCUUUCAUCUUUAAUGUAACAAUGAAGUUGAAAAGAAGAAACUGGUUCAUAGAUCA
Tarenaya hassleriana is the source of this 1451-nucleotide messenger RNA. RefSeq names its product dnaJ homolog subfamily B member 13-like. Gene Ontology annotation, molecular function: protein-folding chaperone binding. Gene Ontology annotation, cellular component: cytosol. NCBI's taxonomy places the organism in Eukaryota, Viridiplantae, Streptophyta, Magnoliopsida, Brassicales, Cleomaceae. Bases 271 to 1320 code for a protein of 349 amino acids. The transcript is spliced from 3 exons. The record is from RefSeq and is a predicted model, not a curated record.